CCUGGUCUCUUUUUCAUGUCCAGCCCCUGAUGUGUGUCCAUUGGUGUGAGCUUCCCCUUCCCUCCUCCCCUUCUCUCCUGCUCGCCCUGCCCAUGUUUUGUGUGUCUCUGUCCAUCCAGACUCCUGACGUUCAAGUUCGCAGGGACGUCACGUCCGCACUUGAACUUGCAGCUCAGGGGGGCUUUUGCCAUUUUUUUCAUCUCUCUCUCUCUCUCUCCCUCUAUCUCUCUUCUCUCUCUCUCCCUCUUUUUUUUUUUUUUUUUUUUUUUUUUUUUUUUUUUUUUUUUGCUUAAAAAAAAGCCAUGACGGCUCUCCCACAAUUCAUCUUCCCUGCGCCAUCUUUGUAUUAUUUCUAAUUUAUUUUGGAUGUCAAAAGGCACUGAUGAAGAUAUUUUCUCUGGAGUCUCCUUCUUUCUAACCCGGCUCUCCCGAUGUGAACCGAGCCGUCGUCCGCCCGCCGCCGCCGCCGCCGCCGCCGCCGCCGCCCGCCCGCCCCGCAGCCCACCAUGUCUCGCCGCAAGCAAGGCAAACCCCAGCACUUAAGCAAACGGGAAUUCUCGCCCGAACCUCUUGAAGCCAUUCUUACAGAUGAUGAACCAGACCACGGCCCGUUGGGAGCUCCAGAAGGGGAUCAUGACCUCCUCACCUGUGGGCAGUGCCAGAUGAACUUCCCAUUGGGGGACAUUCUUAUUUUUAUCGAGCACAAACGGAAACAAUGCAAUGGCAGCCUCUGCUUAGAAAAAGCUGUGGAUAAGCCACCUUCCCCUUCACCAAUCGAGAUGAAAAAAGCAUCCAAUCCCGUGGAGGUUGGCAUCCAGGUCACGCCAGAGGAUGACGAUUGUUUAUCAACGUCAUCUAGAGGAAUUUGCCCCAAACAGGAACACAUAGCAGAUAAACUUCUGCACUGGAGGGGCCUCUCCUCCCCUCGUUCUGCACAUGGAGCUCUAAUCCCCACGCCCGGGAUGAGUGCAGAAUAUGCCCCGCAGGGUAUUUGUAAAGAUGAGCCCAGCAGCUACACAUGUACAACUUGCAAACAGCCAUUCACCAGUGCAUGGUUUCUCUUGCAACACGCACAGAACACUCAUGGAUUAAGAAUCUACUUAGAAAGCGAACACGGAAGUCCCCUGACCCCGCGGGUUGGUAUCCCUUCAGGACUAGGUGCAGAAUGUCCUUCCCAGCCACCUCUCCAUGGGAUUCAUAUUGCAGACAAUAACCCCUUUAACCUGCUAAGAAUACCAGGAUCAGUAUCGAGAGAGGCUUCCGGCCUGGCAGAAGGGCGCUUUCCACCCACUCCCCCCCUGUUUAGUCCACCACCGAGACAUCACUUGGACCCCCACCGCAUAGAGCGCCUGGGGGCGGAAGAGAUGGCCCUGGCCACCCAUCACCCGAGUGCCUUUGACAGGGUGCUGCGGUUGAAUCCAAUGGCUAUGGAGCCUCCCGCCAUGGAUUUCUCUAGGAGACUUAGAGAGCUGGCAGGGAACACGUCUAGCCCACCGCUGUCCCCAGGCCGGCCCAGCCCUAUGCAAAGGUUACUGCAACCAUUCCAGCCAGGUAGCAAGCCGCCCUUCCUGGCGACGCCCCCCCUCCCUCCUCUGCAAUCCGCCCCUCCUCCCUCCCAGCCCCCGGUCAAGUCCAAGUCAUGCGAGUUCUGCGGCAAGACGUUCAAAUUUCAGAGCAACCUGGUGGUGCACCGGCGCAGCCACACGGGCGAGAAGCCCUACAAGUGCAACCUGUGCGACCACGCGUGCACCCAGGCCAGCAAGCUGAAGCGCCACAUGAAGACGCACAUGCACAAAUCGUCCCCCAUGACGGUCAAGUCCGACGACGGUCUCUCCACCGCCAGCUCCCCGGAACCCGGCACCAGCGACUUGGUGGGCAGCGCCAGCAGCGCGCUCAAGUCCGUGGUGGCCAAGUUCAAGAGCGAGAACGACCCCAACCUGAUCCCGGAGAACGGGGACGAGGAGGAAGAGGAGGACGACGAGGAAGAGGAAGAAGAGGAGGAAGAGGAGGAGGAGGAGCUGACGGAGAGCGAGAGGGUGGACUACGGCUUCGGGCUGAGCCUGGAGGCGGCGCGCCACCACGAGAACAGCUCGCGGGGCGCGGUCGUGGGCGUGGGCGACGAGAGCCGCGCCCUGCCCGACGUCAUGCAGGGCAUGGUGCUCAGCUCCAUGCAGCACUUCAGCGAGGCCUUCCACCAGGUCCUGGGCGAGAAGCAUAAGCGCGGCCACCUGGCCGAGGCCGAGGGCCACAGGGACACUUGCGACGAAGACUCGGUGGCCGGCGAGUCGGACCGCAUAGACGAUGGCACUGUUAAUGGCCGCGGCUGCUCCCCGGGCGAGUCGGCCUCGGGGGGCCUGUCCAAAAAGCUGCUGCUGGGCAGCCCCAGCUCGCUGAGCCCCUUCUCUAAGCGCAUCAAGCUCGAGAAGGAGUUCGACCUGCCCCCGGCCGCGAUGCCCAACACGGAGAACGUGUACUCGCAGUGGCUCGCCGGCUACGCGGCCUCCAGGCAGCUCAAAGAUCCCUUCCUUAGCUUCGGAGACUCCAGACAAUCGCCUUUUGCCUCCUCGUCGGAGCACUCCUCGGAGAACGGGAGCUUGCGCUUCUCCACACCGCCCGGGGAGCUGGACGGAGGGAUCUCGGGGCGCAGCGGCACGGGAAGUGGAGGGAGCACGCCCCAUAUUAGUGGUCCGGGCCCGGGCAGGCCCAGCUCAAAAGAGGGCAGACGCAGCGACACUUGUGAGUACUGUGGGAAAGUCUUCAAGAACUGUAGCAAUCUCACUGUCCACAGGAGAAGCCACACGGGCGAAAGGCCUUAUAAAUGCGAGCUGUGCAACUAUGCCUGUGCCCAGAGUAGCAAGCUCACCAGGCACAUGAAAACGCAUGGCCAGGUGGGGAAGGACGUUUACAAAUGUGAAAUUUGUAAGAUGCCUUUUAGCGUGUACAGUACCCUGGAGAAACACAUGAAAAAAUGGCACAGUGAUCGAGUGUUGAAUAAUGAUAUAAAAACUGAAUAGAGGUAUAUUAAUACCCCUCCCUCACUCCCACCUGACACCCCCUUUUUCACCACUCCCCUUCCCCAUCGCCCUCCAGCCCCACUCCCUGUAGGAUUUUUUUCUAGUCCCAUGUGAUUUAAACAAACAAACAAACAAACAGAAGUAACGAAGCUAAGAAUAUGAGAGUGCUUGUCACCAGCACACCUGUUUUUUUUCUUUUUCUUUUUCUUUUUCUUUUUUUUUCCUUUUUUUUUUUUCCUUUAUGUUCUCACCGUUUGAAUGCAUGAUCUGUAUGGGGCAAUACUAUUGCAUUUUACGCAAACUUUGAGCCUUUCUCUUGUGCAAUAAUUUACAUGUUGUGUAUGUUUUUUUUUAAACUUAGACAGCAUGUAUGGUAUGUUAUGGCUAUUUUAAAUUGUCCCUAAUUCGUUGCUGAGCAAACAUGUUGCUGUUUCCAGUUCCGUUCUGAGAGAAAAAGAGAGAGAGAGAAAAAAAGACCAUGCUGCAUACAUUCUGUAAUACAUAUCAUGUACAGUUUUAUUUUAUAACGUGAGGAAGAAAAACAGUCUUUGGAUUAACCCUCUAUAGACAGAAUAGAUAGCACUGAAAAAAAAUCUCUAUGAGCUAAAUGUCUGUCUCUAAAGGGUUAAAUGUAUCAAUUGGAGAGGAAGAAAAAAAGGCCUUGAAUUGACAAAUUAACAGAAAAACAGAACAAGUUUAUUCUAUCAUUUGGUUUUAAAAUAUGAGUGCCUUGGAUCUAUUAAAACCACAUCGAUGGUUCUUUCUACUUGUUAUAAACUUGUAGCUUAAUUCAGCAUUGGGUGAGGUAAUAAACCUUAGGAACUAGCAUAUAAUUCUAUAUUGUAUUUCUCACAACAAUGGCUACCUAAAAAUAUGACCCAUUAUGUCCUAGUUAAUCAUCAUUUUUCCUUUAGUUUAAUUUUAUAAACAAAACUGAUUAUACCAGUAUAAAAGCUACUUUGCUCCUGGUGAGAGCUUAAAAGAAAUGGGCUGUUUUGCCCAAAGUUUUAUUUUUUUUAAACAAUGAUUAAAUUGAAUGUGUAAUGUGCAAAAGCCCUGGAACGCAAUUAAAUACACUAGUAAGGAGUUCAUUUUAUGAAGAUAUUUGCUUUAAUAAUGUCUUUUUAAAAAUUUUGGCACCAAAAGAAAUAGAUCCAGAUCUACUUGGUUGUCAAGUGGACAAUCAAAUGAUAAACAUUAAGACCUUGUAUACCAUAUUGAAAGGAAGAGGCUGACAAUAAGGUUUGACAGAGGGGAACAGAAGAAAAUAAUAUGAUUUAUUAGCACAACGUGGUACUAUUUGCCAUUUAAAACUAGAACAGGUAUAUAAGCUAAUAUUGAUACAAUGAUGAUUAACUAUGAAUUCUUAAGACUUGCGUUUAAAUGUGACAUUCUUAAAAAAAGAAAAGAAUUUUAAGAGUAGCAGUAUAUAUGUCUGUGCUCCCUAAAAGUUGUACUUCAUUUCUUUUCCAUACACUGUGUGCUAUUUGUGUUAACAUGGAAGAGGAUUCAUUGUUUUUAUUUUUAUUUUUUUAAUUUUUUCUUUUUUAUUAAGCUAGCAUCUGCCCCAGUUGGUGUUCAAAUAGCACUUGACUCUGCCUGUGAUAUCUGUAUCUUUUCUCUAAUCAGAGAUACAGAGGUUGAGUAUAAAAUAAACCUGCUCAGAUAGGACAAUUAAGUGCACUGUACAAUUUUCCCAGUUUACAGGUCUAUACUUAAGGGAAAAGUUGCAAGAAUGCUGAAAAAAAAAUUGAACACAAUCUCAUUGAGGAGCAUUUUUAAAAAACUAAAAAAAAAAAAAACUUUGCCAGCCAUUUACUU
This is a messenger RNA of Pongo pygmaeus (Bornean orangutan), 4835 nucleotides long. RefSeq names its product BCL11 transcription factor A (gene BCL11A). Gene Ontology annotation, biological process: regulation of transcription by RNA polymerase II; negative regulation of dendrite development. The record is from RefSeq and is a predicted model, not a curated record. Gene Ontology annotation, molecular function: RNA polymerase II cis-regulatory region sequence-specific DNA binding; DNA-binding transcription factor activity. Lineage: Eukaryota; Metazoa; Chordata; Mammalia; Primates; Hominidae. The coding region runs from base 507 to 3014 and encodes 835 amino acids. The transcript has 4 exons. Gene Ontology annotation, cellular component: nucleus.